Musa acuminata subsp. malaccensis (wild Malaysian banana) is the source of this 4302-nucleotide messenger RNA. RefSeq names its product starch synthase 3, chloroplastic/amyloplastic (gene SSIII). The record is from RefSeq and is a predicted model, not a curated record. Gene Ontology annotation, molecular function: alpha-1,4-glucan glucosyltransferase (UDP-glucose donor) activity; starch binding. Lineage: Eukaryota; Viridiplantae; Streptophyta; Magnoliopsida; Zingiberales; Musaceae.
CAAAUGGUGGCUUAAGCCCACUAAAUUAAACCCCUUCCCAAAGCUUCAUCGUUGCCGUCAUCCUCCUCUGCCAACGUAGUCCACUCGUGCGAACGCCAUCAAGAGGAAACCCCGACCCCAAUUCCCAGUCCUCGGCCGCUCGAUCCAGUAUCCACGUCCCGCGUCGAUCGCUUCCCUUCCCUUCGAUCACUCGGUGAUCUUGGAGCGGCGGCAGUGGCGAUGUCUCUCCAGCCUCAGAGACCGAUUUGUUGCCCGAGAGCGGUCCCGGAGCACACCCGCUUCCGGAUUAGGCCGGUUCAUGGGCUCUUUUCCCACUCAACGUUAGGGUUUCGAGAAGUUACAAGAAUCGGGACUACCCCUUGCAUGCUGGCAAGUUCAGGCAGGCGCCCGAGAAGGACCUUGACUCCCGGGACCAAAGCGUCGACUCGGAAAGGAUUUGCACCUAGGCCGCAAGUUGGAACGAGCACUCAAAAGAAAGAUCAAAAUGACGCUCAAGAAGAAGAAGUGUCUGGAAGUUCUGGUUCUAAACAACCUGCAAUUUCUAGCAGCGGAACAACUGAUAGAAAAGUUACUGGUGACGCACAGUCUGCUGAAAUUGUUCCAACUUCAAGAAUGUCAAGCAAUCUAGUCAAAAGGAGAAUAGAUAUACUGGAGGAAGCGGAGCAACAAGGCCAGGGGAAUGAUGAGACAGAUCAACAAAUUUUCACUGACAUGCCUUCUGAUUCUACUGACUUUGCUGAAACUGAUGGACAAAUAGCUGAUGUUGGGAUUGAAGGAGAUGGACUUGGUCUGAGAUAUAAAAAUAUUGCAGUUGAUCAUAGCAACAAAGGAAUUGGAAAGGAGACCAUGAUUGACCAAUUCACUGAAGCUGGAAUUGGAAAGGAGAUCACAACUGAACGAUUCAGCAAAGUGGGAGUUGGAAAGGACACCGUGACUGACCAGUUCAAUGAUGUGGGAAUUCGAAAGGAGACCAUGACUGAUGAGUUCAGUGAUGCUGGAAUUGGAGAGGAGACCAUGGCUGAUCAGUUCAGUGAAGUGGGAAAACAAAUGAUUUAUGUUAAAAAUCAGAUAGGCAGAAUAACCAUAGCAGAAAUGACAGAAAUAGCUGGUGAAGAGGAGAAAAAACUAGCUGUGGUUGAGAGUAGUUUGGAUAUCAGUGAUGUGGAGGAACUGGCUGAAGCUCAUGAUAGUACAGAAAAUGCCGUGUUAGAUAUGGAGGAAUCACUACUCAAACAGAAGGCAGAUAUGGAAGCAAAAGCACAAAGGCAGCUAUUGGAGAAUCUUGCUGAUGAAAAUUUUUCAGAAGGGAUUAAAGUAUUCGUUGUUCCACAAGUGGUGAAUCCUGACCAAGUUAUUGAAAUUUUCUUUAACCGAAGCUUAUCAGCUUUAGCAAAUGAACCUGAUGUUUUGAUCAAGGGUGCAUACAAUGGUUGGAGAUGGCAAUUUUUUACUGAAAAGCUGCAGAAAACUGAUCUUAAAGGGGAUUGGUGGUCUUGUCGACUUUCUGUGCCCAAGGAAGCAUAUAAAGUGGAUUUUGUCUUUUUUAAUGGUGCUGAUGCAUAUGAGAAUAAUAAUUCAAAGGAUUUUUCUCUACCUGUAGAAGGUGGUAUGGAUGAAACUGCUUUUGAAGAUCUCUUACUUGAAGAAAAACACAGGGAAAUUGAAAAACUUGCUGCAGAGCAAGCUGAAAAGGAAAGGCAGGCUGAAGAACACCGCCAAAAGGCAGCAGAAAAGGCUGCAAGUGAGGCUGACAAAGCGCAAGCAAAGAUCGAGGCAGAGAAACGAAGGCAUCAUUUGCAUCAUCUGAUGAAAUUGGCUUCAGAAUCUGCUAGCCACAUAUGGCAAAUAGAGCCUAAUUUUUUUGAAGGAGGUGAUAGAGUGAGAUUGUAUUAUAACCGAAGUUCCCGUCCACUUGCUCAUGCCACAGAGAUCUGGAUUCAUGGUGGUCAUAACAUCUGGAGUGAAGGACUGUCCAUUAUCGAGAAGCUUUCCCAUUCUGAAAAAAGAGAUGGUGAUUGGUGGUCUGCAGAUGUUGUUGUACCUGAUCGAGCACUGGUUCUGGAUUGGGUUUUUGCUGAUGGUCCACCAGGGAAGGCAGUUGUUUAUGAUAAUAACAACAGGCAAGAUUUCCAUGCUACUGUACCAAAGAGCAUGCCUGGAGAACUGUUCUGGGUCGAAGAAGAACACCGAAUCUACAGAAAGCUUCAGGAAGAGCGAAGAGCAAGAGAAGAGGCUGUUCAUAAGAAGGCUGAGAAAACUGCACGCAUGAAGGCUGAAACAAAGGAAAAGACAAUGAAAAUGUUUUUGCUGUCUCAAAAACACAUAGUCUAUACAGAGCCAAUUGAUGUGCGAGCUGGAAGUGUUAUCACUGUUUUAUAUAAUCCCUCCAAUACAGUUCUAAACGGCAAGCCAGAGGUUUGGUUUAGAUGCUCAUUUAACCGUUGGAGUCACCAUAAUGGCCCCCUACCACCCCAGAAAAUGGUGCCUGCAGAAAAUGCUUCACAUCUCAAAGCAACUGUGAAGGUCCCAAUGGAUGCUUAUAUGAUGGAUUUUGUUUUUUCGGAGAGAGAAGAUGGUGGAAUCUAUGAUAACAGAAAUGGGAUGGACUAUCAUAUUCCUGUCAUUGGAGGAAUUGCAAAGGAACCUCCCAUGCAUAUCGUACAUAUUGCUGUUGAGAUGGCACCUAUAGCAAAGGUCGGUGGCCUUGGUGAUGUUGUUACAAGUCUUUCUCGUGCUGUUCAAGAUUUAGGCCAUACAGUUGAUGUUGUUCUUCCAAAAUAUAAUUGUAUGAAUCUCAGUAAUGUUAAAGACCUCCAUUUCCGUAAUAGCUUUGCUUGGGAUGGAAUGGAAAUAAAUGUUUGGUUCGGACAGGUUGAGGGCCUUCCUGUAUACUUUCUAGAGCCCCAAAAUGGGAUGUUUUCAGUUGGGUGCAUAUAUGGAAGGAAUGAUGAUGGGCAUAGAUUUGGAUUCUUUUGUCAUGCUGCUCUUGAGUUUCUUCUUCAAAGUGGAUUUCAACCGGAUAUUUUGCACUGUCAUGACUGGUCUAGUGCUCCUGUAGCUUGGUUAUUCAAGGAACACUAUGCUCAUUAUGGGCUGAGUAAUGCUCGAGUUAUCUUCACAAUUCAUAAUCUUGAGUUUGGGGUGCACAACAUUGGCAGAGCAAUGGCAUAUGCUGACAAGGCUACAACUGUUUCACAAACAUAUUCAAGGGAAGUUGCUGGAAAUCCUGCAAUAUCUUCUCACCUUCACAAAUUCCAUGGUAUCGUGAAUGGUAUAGAUCCAGAUAUCUGGGACCCAUACGAUGAUCACUUUAUCCCGGUGCCUUACACACCAGAGAAUGUUGUUGCGGGUAAGAAGGCUGCUAAAGAGGCAUUGCAGCAAAGACUUGGAUUGAGAAGAUCUGAUCAUCCUUUGGUAGGGAUAAUUACCCGCCUGACAGUUCAGAAGGGAAUUCACCUCAUCAAACAUGCUGUUGGGCAAACACUUGAGCGCAAUGGGCAGGUCGUUCUGCUUGGUUCAGCUCCGGAUUCUCGUAUACAGAAUGAUUUUGCUCACUUGGCAGAUCAGUUGCACUCUUCCCAUGCUGGCCGUGUCCGUUUUUGUUUGACCUAUGAUGAACCUCUUUCUCAUCUGAUUUAUGCUGGUGCAGACUUCAUUCUUGUUCCAUCACUUUUUGAACCAUGUGGCUUAACCCAACUUAUAGCUAUGAGAUACGGCUCCAUUCCGGUUGUUCGUAGAACUGGAGGGCUUUAUGACACAGUCUUUGACAUUGACAAUGAUAAAGAAAGAGCUCGUGCGCAAGGUCUUGAACCAAAUGGGUUUAGCUUCGAGGGAGCUGAUCCUUCUGGCGUGGACUAUGCUCUCAACAGAGCAAUCUCUGCUUGGUUUGAUGCACGGGAAUGGUUCAACUCACUUUGCAAGCGCGUGAUGGAACAAGACUGGUCUUGGAAUCGGCCUGCUUUAGACUAUAUGGAGCUAUACCAUUCGGCACGGAAGUAAAACUUGAUAGUAAGGGGAGAGAAUUUUUGUGCACUAGUUUUAAAAUCUUUGUACAGUCGUGGUCUAUCAUUCCUUGUGUUUGCUAGUUCUGUAUUCUUAAAGAUAAGAGUCAGUGUCCAUUCUAGGCUCAAAUCAAGUUGUUAUUUAUGCAAUUCUUAGAGUCAAGUUUAACAUGUCUCUUCAUUUGAUGCAUUUUGAGUCUUUGCAAUAAUAUGACAUUAAAAUAUUGUUCUACUAUUCAAACAUCAUGUAUUUUCUUUUUCUUGUUCUUUGCUUGUGGAAGAAUAAAAUAAUCUUGUCUCA